UAUUAUUGUAACAGGGAGAGACCUGGACUGGCCGUCUGACGCAUGCGCGAUGCUGCAGGAAGGGGGCGGCAGUCCCGUUGGGUCUGCCUGCCAGUCAUGGCGGUGACACGGAGAGGUGGGGAAGAGGGUGUGUGUGCUUUUCCCCUCUCUGAGUGGCUGGGAGGCGGACUUUAAUGGGAUUGCUAACCUAUAAAGUAACACUCUGUUGUUUCCUCAGAUCUGCCCCUUUAAACUGGAACAGCGAGCAAGGCGGUCUCGCUUUGACUACCAACAGACGGGAGGCUAACAAACGCCCGGAAAGAAAAAUCAAAGAAAAUAAUUUUAAAGAAAGAAAGGGAAAAGUGGGGGAUCGUUGGGCAGCCCCAGUAUUGUUGUACAGUGAGACAGCAGAGUGUAGGACGGAGUCCCGGGUCGUACGGGUAGCGGCGACUGGGGAGAUUCCCGCUGCGAAGUGCAGCACAUUUAUUUUGUAGUUUUCCUUACUGUGUUUUAUUUUCCCUGUUUCUUUUUGCCUUUUUUGUUUUUAUAAUUUGUGAGCACCUGCGAGUGCCGGACUGUAGCUGAGUACCCUGCCGUGGUAUUCCCCGUUGGUUCUGGAUACCAUAGCUGGUAGCCAGACCACGGACCACAAGCGCCCUCUACGGGCUCAAAGAAAUCAGUACACCUCACCAGAGUACAAAAAGAAAAUAAUAAAACUGAGCACCUGUGUGGUGUUGUCAACUACCAUUUCUGUCUCCCGUGUCCGUGAAUACCCGCACCCUCCCACACGUGGUGUCAGAAGAGGGAUUACUGGCACUGCCCAAACAAAGCAGUGCACCCACCAACGGAGAAGAAAUGGAUGCCGUCCAAUUUGCGGCCAUGAUGGACCUCCUGCGCCAGACCCUAACUGCUGCGGUGCAGGGGGCUGCUCGACCGGCAGGUCCUGACCCCAGGUUACAGAGACCCACAAAGAUGACAGCCGAGGAUAAACCCGAAGCCUACCUGGAGGUGUUUGAGGCCAUGGCGACCUCGGCCGGGUGGGCUCAGGCACAAUGGGCCAGCUACCUCUUGCCCCAGCUGACGGGAGAGGCACAGGCAGCAGCGAGAACGCUAUCCCCUGAGAGGAUGAUGGACUACCCCGCGCCUAAAGCGGCCAUCCUUAACCGCGUGGGGGCUACCCCAGAGGGGUACCGGCGAAAGUUCCGGGAGGAACAGUUCUCAGCAGAGGAGCAUCCCAGAACGAUCACGCAUCGUUUGAAGGAUUACGCCAUGGGCUGGCUGAACCCCGACGCGAGCACCAAAGCCAGAUCUGCCCCUUUAAACUGGAACAGCGAGCAAGGCGGUCUCGCUUUGACUACCAACAGACGGGAGGCUAACAAACGCCCGGAAAGAAAAAUCAAAGAAAAUAAUUUUAAAGAAAGAAAGGGAAAAGUGGGGGAUCGUUGGGCAGCCCCAGUAUUGUUGUACAGUGAGACAGCAGAGUGUAGGACGGAGUCCCGGGUCGUACGGGUAGCGGCGACUGGGGAGAUUCCCGCUGCGAAGUGCAGCACAUUUAUUUUGUAGUUUUCCUUACUGUGUUUUAUUUUCCCUGUUUCUUUUUGCCUUUUUCGUUUUUAUAAUUUGUGAGCACCUGCGAGUGCCGGACUGUAGCUGAGUACCCUGCCGUGGUAUUCCCCGUUGGUUCUGGAUACCAUAGCUGGUAGCCAGACCACGGACCACAAGCGCCCUCUACGGGCUCAAAGAAAUCAGUACACCUCACCAGAGUACAAAAAGAAAAUAAUAAAACUGAGCACCUGUGUGGUGUUGUCAACUACCAUUUCUGUCUCCCGUGUCCGUGAAUACCCGCACCCUCCCACAAUUAUUUAUUUA
This is a messenger RNA of Acipenser ruthenus (sterlet), 1848 nucleotides long. RefSeq lists its product as uncharacterized. The transcript is spliced from 2 exons. Lineage: Eukaryota; Metazoa; Chordata; Actinopteri; Acipenseriformes; Acipenseridae. The record is from RefSeq and is a predicted model, not a curated record. Bases 835 to 1542 code for a protein of 235 amino acids.